AUGGUGCUGCUGCUAAUGGAAGCUGUUGCAAUGGUUCCGGCAUGUGAGUGCCUGAAAGCUGUGACUGAAAGUCUGGAAGAGACUGGAGGGUGUGGGAUGUUGUGUGGGAAUGACAGGCAGGCCUCAGUGACAGAGUGGGGGGUGGGGAGGCAGAAGCCGCGGGGGCUCAAGGCUCUGGAUGCUGUGGUGGUGGUGGCGGUGGUGGUGGAUUCCCGGGCGAACGACGACAUCGAGAUCGUCGUCAACGUGGGGGGCGUGCGGCAGGUGCUGUACGGAGAUCUCCUCAGCCAGUACCCUGAGACCCGGCUGGCGGAGCUCAUCAACUGCUUGGCUGGGGGCUACGACACCAUCUUCUCCCUGUGCGACGACUACGACCCCGGAAAGCGCGAGUUCUACUUCGACAGGGACCCAGACGCGUUCAAGUGUGUCAUUGAGGUGUACUAUUUUGGGGAGGUUCACAUGAAGAAGGGCAUCUGCCCCAUCUGCUUCAAGAACGAGAUGGACUUCUGGAAGGUGGACCUCAAAUUCCUGGACGACUGCUGCAAGAGCCACCUGAGCGAGAAGCGCGAGGAGCUGGAGGAGAUCGCGCGCCGCGUGCAGCUCAUCCUGGACGACCUGGGCGUGGACACGGCCGAAGGCCGCUGGCGGCGCUGCCAGAAGUGCGUCUGGAAGUUCCUGGAGAAGCCCGAGUCUUCGUGUCCCGCGCGGGUGGUGGCCGUGCUGUCCUUCCUGCUCAUUCUCAUCUCGUCAGUGGUCAUGUGCAUGGGCACCAUCCCCGAGCUGCAGGUGCUGGACGCCGAAGGCAACCGCGUGGAGCACCCGACGCUGGAGAACGUGGAGACGGCGUGCAUCGGCUGGUUCACGCUGGAGUACCUGCUGCGCCUCUUCUCCUCGCCCAACAAGCUGCACUUCGCCCUGUCCUUCAUGAACAUCGUGGACGUGCUGGCCACUCCCUUCUACGUGAGCCUCACGCUCACACACCUGGGCGCCCGCAUGAUGGAGCUGACCAACGUGCAGCAGGCAGUGCAGGCCCUGCGGAUCAUGCGCAUCGCCCGCAUCUUCAAGCUGGCCCGCCACUCUUCUGGCCUGCAGACUCUCACAUACGCCCUCAAGCGCAGCUUCAAGGAACUGGGGCUGCUGCUCAUGUACCUGGCGGUGGGCAUCUUUGUCUUCUCCGCCCUGGGCUACACCAUGGAGCAGAGUCACCCUGAGACCCUGUUUAAGAGCAUCCCCCAGUCCUUCUGGUGGGCCAUCAUCACUAUGACCACUGUCGGCUAUGGUGACAUCUACCCCAAGACCACGCUGGGCAAGCUCAACGCGGCCAUCAGCUUCUUAUGUGGGGUCAUCGCGAUUGCUCUGCCCAUCCACCCCAUUAUCAACAACUUUGUCAGGUACUACAACAAGCAGCGAGUCCUGGAAACGGCCGCCAAGCAUGAGCUGGAGCUGAUGGAGCUUACCUCCAGCAGUGUGGGCGAGGGCAAGGCAGGGGGCUCCCGCGGUGACUUGGACAACCUCUCGCCAGAGCCCCCGGGGAAGGAAGCGCCAAGCUGGAGCAGCCGGCUGAAGAUCUCCCACAGUGACACCUUCAUCCCCCUGCUGACCGAAGAGAAGCACCAUAGGACCCGGCUCCAGAGCUGCAAAUGAUGAGGGCCGUCCCAGACACAGACGGACUGGGCCAGUGGAUGGAUGGACGGAAGGGUGCCACAGGCCUGCCAGUGACUGCCAGGGAGGGGCUGUCCUUUGUCCCCCAACCCUCUCCUGAACAGAACUCUGAAGGCCCUCUUGGGCACCUCUGAUGAGGCUGGGUAAGAUCCCUUUGUGUUGCCAGCUGUCCAGGGGCCCAGGGGGAGGGUGGGGUGCCCACGAGUCAUGGGCAGCGUGGGGUGAUGGAGACCAUGGUCUGGCUGAUGGCAGUUCUCACCUGGUUCUGUAUCUCCUUCAAUAAAGCCUCCUGCCC
Molecule: messenger RNA, 1957 nt
Organism: Vicugna pacos (alpaca)
Lineage: Eukaryota; Metazoa; Chordata; Mammalia; Artiodactyla; Camelidae
Source: RefSeq, a predicted model, not a curated record